This is a messenger RNA of Penicillium longicatenatum, 1638 nucleotides long. RefSeq names its product MDR family MFS transporter. Gene Ontology annotation, biological process: transmembrane transport. The coding region runs from base 1 to 1638 and encodes 545 amino acids. The record is from RefSeq and is a predicted model, not a curated record. The transcript is spliced from 4 exons. Gene Ontology annotation, molecular function: transmembrane transporter activity. NCBI's taxonomy places the organism in Eukaryota, Fungi, Ascomycota, Eurotiomycetes, Eurotiales, Aspergillaceae.
AUGUCUGUAGAAGACCACGAGAUCGCUGGCGCUCAAAUCACAGGCGCUCAAAUCACAGACGAGGAAUACGGUACCGAAGAAAAAGUUUUACAGGAAGAUGUGCCCGAGGAGAAUGUUACCUACCACGACAGUCCUAGCAAGCAGCGAGUGGUGAUCAUUCUGCUUGGAUUAGGGUUAUCUGUUUUUCUUGCAGCACUUGAUAUCACCAUCGUUUCCACCGCUUUACCGAAAAUCGUCGCUCACUUUAAAGCCUCUGAUUCCGCCUACUCAUGGAUCGCAUCGUCCUAUUUGUUGGCCAAUGCCUCAUCUGUAGGGCUAUGGGGAAGGCUGAGCGAUAUCUGGGGACGAAAGCCUAUUCUUAGCACUUCCAUCAUACUUUUCUUAGGCGGAAGUUUAAUCUGUGCACUGGCGAUCAAUGUUAAUAUGUUGAUCGCCGGCCGUGCCUUGCAAGGCGUUGGCAGUGGUGGCAUCACCGUGAUGGCCAAUAUUUGCGUCUCUGACCUGUUUGACGUCCAAAGGCGCUCUGCGUACCUGGGAAUAUUUGGUGCGACGUGGGCUAUUGCCGGCGCCGUCGGACCUAUCAUUGGCGGUGCUUUUACGUCGUAUGUCACUUGGAGAUGGUGCUUCUAUAUUAACUUGCCCGUUGGCGGUGUGGCUUUCUUCUUCCUGUUGUUUUUCCUAAAGAUCGAUACCACGAAGAAGACUCUCGUGGACGGUCUCGCAUCGAUCGACUGGAUCGGUGUAGGUCUCGUCAUUGCCGGAACGAUCAUGCUUCUUCUAGGAUUGGAAUUCGGAGGAGAUCAGUUCGCCUGGUCGUCUGCAACAGUUAUUUGUCUGAUUGUAUUUGGAGUCGUCGCCUUGAUCCUCUUUGGCAUUUAUGAGCGAAUCCCUUCUGCCCCGAUCAUUCCAUUGGCUGUCUUUGACAACUGGCAGAACGUCGCUCUUCUCAUCGUGAAUUUCUGUCAUGGUGCGGUCUUUAUUGGAGGCUGUUUCUACCUCCCCGUUUAUCUUCAAAAUGUGCUCCUGGAAAGCUCCAUCAUGAGUGGUAUUCUUCUCCUGCCUUUGGUCGGUGCACUAGCUAUAUCGUCCGGCUUAGGAGGCUGGUACAUGCGAGCGACUGGACGUUUCCGGGAGGUCAUCAUCUUUGGCAUGUUUUUCACAACCCUUGGAUACGGUCUAUACAUGAACCUGCAACCCUAUGCAUCCUGGACGCGCAUCGUGUUGUAUCAGAUGAUUGUUGGUAUCGGAUUGGGCCCGAACUUCCAAGCAACCCUGAUCGCUCUCCAGGCUAAUGUCAAGACAUCUGAGAUGAGCCAGGCAACCGCUGCCUUUUCACUUGUCCGACAAUUGUCAGCCUCCAUAUCAGUGGUUGUUGGCACGGUGAUUUAUAAUUAUGAAGUCGCCAUGAGAAAGGCCAAGCUGGUUGCGGCUUUGGGAUACACUAUUGGAUCGGAAAUCGUUGCUGCAUCCACUGCCACAUCCAGCAUCACGAAAGUAGUGCCCGUUGAUCAGCGUCAAAUCAUUUUCGACGUUAUCAACAAAGGACUUUCGUAUGUUUGGCUGUUUUAUCUUUGCAUCUCAGCCUUGGGCUUGGUUCUUGCCUGCACAUUACGGAACAUUCACAAACAAUCAUCUUAA